UUAUCUUAUCUUCUAGAUUCGGUAGAAUUGGGUCCAACUUUGAAAUAUCCAUAAAGUGAGCUAUAUAUAGAGAGAGAGCAAUGAUGGUUUUUGUUGAAGUGAAACAAACUCAAACCCUAACAUGUCGUUGACUCAUGAAACUGAGGACAGAUUCGGCGAUCUGCCAGAUCCGGUUGUCUUUCACAUACUUUCCUAUUUGAACACCAAAGAGGCCUUUCAAACUUGCAUACUCUCCAAAAGAUGGAACAAUCUCACAAACAAUCUUCCAAUCCUAAUUCUAGAUUCCGACCAGUUCGAAUCUCUGGAAAAAUUCGACAGGGCACUGUCUCAAAUUCUAUCUGUUCGCAAUGGGUUCGAUGAGGACGACGAUUCAAAUUCCGUUCUCGACACUCUAGAUUUGACCCUUUCCCCAAUUGAUUUCUGGGUCCGUGAUAGUUUCCCGUGGACUGACGUAUUCGUCAAACGCAUGGUAAGGUAUGCCCUUUCACAUAAUGUCCGGCGAUUACGAUACCCUAUCACCUGUAAUAAUAUUCCGUUUCAACCUAUAUUUGCAUCUCAAACUUUAUCUUCUCUUGACCUUUCUGUUCCUCGUUGUUUUCGAGAAUUAGGUUCAAUAUUUUUAUUUCCGACUCAUCUCAAUUUGCCCUCAUUGACACACUUGACUUUAUCAUAUUUUCGAUUUGGUGCUGCCGAUGAUGGUUGUGCCGACCCCUUCUCCGCCUUUAACAAGUUGAAUACUUUGACCCUUAUAAGUUGCUUUGUUCUUAAUCCACAAGUUCUUAAUUGCGCUACAAGAAUGUAUCGAGAUGAUAAUAAUCAGCCAUUAAAACUCCGCAUAUCUUCGCCAAAUCUUUGUAACUUUUCUUUUAUUGGUAAUACAAGUCAAAAACUAUGUCUCACCCAUCUUUCUUCUCUUAAACACCUAUUCAUUGAUGCUGAACAAAUUGGCUUUCGAAACUCUGCCGCCGUCGUUCAAGAUGAUGCUGCAGUCCUACUCAGCUCGUUGCAAGACCUUCCUAAUAUCAGAUCAUUGACGGUCUCUUCUAAUACUCUGCAGGUUCUAUCUCUUGUUUCCAAUUUAUUCGAGGUUAAAUUUACUUCCUUCUAUAACUUGGAGUCACUGGAAGUACAAAUGAAACCGAUUUCAGGUCAAUUGUACACUAUUUUGUGUUUUGGCAAGUUCAUGAUACCAGGCGGCAUUCAGCCGUAUCAAGCUACAAUCAUACCUGAUGGAGUAAUUGACUGUUUGAUUCAAAACUCGCCUUCAGCAAAUGUUAGCGUCAUACCAUAUAAGAUCCAAGAUCCAAGAGAAGCACAAACUAGAGGUCGGAGGAAAUUCUUUGGUAAAAAGCAUACAAAAGCUAAACAAAUUUGAUAUGCUAAACUUCUGUCAGGACACCAAUAUCAAUGGAGGCGAACCAUCAGAAAUCUUUCUUGAGAUUUAUCUACUUUCUUGCCUUCUAAUUUAUCAUUAUAUUUUCUAUUUUACUGCAAGUAUUGUAUUCCAAGAUUUAUUUAUUGUUUUUUUUUUCUUUUCUAAAUAACAUGUUUAUUUAUUUUACUCUCUUCAUUCUAGUGUAUUAUAUUUUCUAUUUUAUUUGAUCUAGUACUAGACCUCCAUUUUUUGGAAUAUUUUGUUGAAUCGUGACAACUAAUGACAUAGUAUUUUAUAAGUCACAUUUUUCGGGUGAAUUAUACGUAUUUAUGAAGCUUAGGCUUGUUAAUUCCCGUGGUGUUACUAAUGAGACAGUUCACUAUGAUUAUUUUGAUUUUAGUUAUUUGCUUAAUGACUUGAAUGUAUAUGUCUUACCACUGGCAAACUGAUUUGGAGGUUCCUGAGUAUGGUGUAUGACCUUCCCGCUCUUGGACCCAUGACAUUAUAUGUUGACCUCGAUGCUUACUUUUGAUAUUUUCUAUUUUAUUUGAUCUAGUAUUAGACCCCCCAGAGGUCUUAUUUAUUGGAAUAUUUUGUUGAAUCGUGACAACUAAUGACAUAGUAUUUUAUAUGUCACAUUUUUUCCGUGAAUUAUACGUAUCUGACCUUUCAAACUCUGCGGUGACUGGCGCACGGGGUGCUUGUGGUUGAGUCUUCCGCUCGCGUCAUUUGGUGUGGCUGUUUGCGGUCGGAGGGCUUCAGAGCGCGGAAGAUGAGGUGUUUGUCGGAGCAAAGCAGAUUGUUCACGUGGCGGGUGAUGUCUGGUGGUGGUCGGUGGUGCGGAUUGGAAUAAUGGCGUGAUUUUGUUACAUGUUUAGUGUUAUGGUUAAAAGGUGAUAAUGAAUGACAAAUUUUGUUGUUUACAUGAGAUAAAGGUAGUGUUAGAAUUUAUGAAUGGUUUACACAAAAUACAAAAUGUGUAGAAAGUUCGUGAAUUAGUGGAAAUAGGUACAAAAUUUACUCUAUGAAUGUAUGUACAGUGUUAGAAAACCUAUCAUAUAAGAAAGUUCACACAUUUCCUCAUUUCUUAGCUAUGCCACAUCAGCUUCUGUUCCCUCAAAAAGCCACAUCAGCAUCCUCAAAAUUAACUUCUCCCUCCAUCAUAAUUGGCAGUUACUAAGGGUCCUCUUCCCUAAACUGUUCCUUUUCUUCUUCCAACUCCUUUUCUCUUUCGCUUGAGGCAAAAAAACCCAACAUCUUCAUCUCCAUUCAACUUUCGAUCUUCACUCCUCAAGAACUCUUCGAUCUUCCUUCACAAACUUUCAUAUGUGCAACACAACGUCACUGUACAACGUUAUUUCAAUCACCUUCAUGAAUUUGGCGCAACUGGCGCAAGUGGUUUUCGGUAUAGAAUGGCUCAUGAGUGUGUGUUUAAGUAUAGACAUAGUAGUCAUUUUCCUGAGUUGUAUGUUGAUGAUCCCGGUGGUUGUAAAAUUUGAAAGUUGUACCUCUGACUUCUUUCCUUGAUUUCACAGAUUGACAUCUUAAUGUCCUUUAUCUCAGAUGCACUCUGAUGACGAGAAAUCCAAGUUUUGAUUAGGCUUGCAACCUUGCUGACUAAAGAUGUGCAUCCAGGAGGGUUGGCUCUAUAGUUGAGCGGAAGAUAUUCUUCAAUAACAUCUUCAAUACGAAAUGAUGCUUCUCUUAGAUACUUCACCCAAGUUCUUUGUCCAUCAUUGGUUUCUACUUCAUCUGCGGCCCUUAUGUCUGCAUCUGUAAGAAAGGAUUGAAUGAAUUUGAGCUCAUCUUUGAUAUCUGAAAAAUCUAUGUGUAAAGAAGCGCAAUAAUUUUAGAUUUCUUCAAUUCUAAAGUUUCAUCACCCAGAAAAUAAACAUUCAGGUGUAACUUAUUACAUAUUAUCCUCAACUCUGGCAUCACAAAAAAAUAUACAGUAUUUAACUUCAGUUCUUCAUUUCCAUUUAUCUUGAAUCUGCCAAGCUAUAGCUCCAAAUUAACCUAUAAUACGUUCAUUUCUGGCUCUCAUUACAAAAUGCACAACUUCCUCGCUGAAGUAAUCUUGCCAUUUGUGGAAAUUGCAGCAAGUAGCAAGAGAGACGAACUGACUAAAAGUUUAUGCUAUUCUUGAACAGCUUCAUGACAAGUUCAAUAAGCAUGGAAAUCUUCUUGCUGUUAGUACGGCAGAUAGCGGUGUUAAAAUUGUUGCCAAUGCAGAGGGUUUAAAUCCAUGAGGCGCGUUGAUGCUACUGAUCCAAAGCUUUGUAUCUACUUUAAUUCGGCAGCAUGAUUAAGGCUUCUCAAAUUCUUCGCAUAAUUACAUUUCAUUCUACACAACUUCCCGGUCUAAACUACCAUUGUCGUGAGAACUUUGAGAAGUUGUGGUGCUGGCUGUACCCUGUAGUGUGUGUAAUAUCCAGGGACAAGUUGUGGUGCUGGCUGUACCCUGUAGUGUGUGUAAUAUCCAGGGACUGGGUAAAUCCUAUAUGGAAUUCCAUUUCACCUAAAUGGAUUGAAGGAUUCAUCACCAAAGAGGACGCAACAGGAUUUCAAGAACCUGAUACUUUUAUACUGCAGGGUCCAACCUCAAGAAGCUGGCCUCACCCAGAUGUUGGUAGCCUGACUAUUACUUAUGUUAGCAGUGACUACAAACUUUGCCACAGACUACUUUCAAUGGAUCAUAUUUAUAGCUCCGAUAAAAUAACUGGCGUGAGACCAUUGCAAGAUAUGCUACUGGCAGAACCUGAGCUGACUCGGUUGGGAAGGGUAAUGAGAAGGAAUUAAGCACACUGAUGUUAUGGCAGAUUGUCAUUAAAUAUCCGGUCAAAGUUGUUUUUCAAGGUUCUAUUGCCAUUAUUGACUCAAAAAGGAGGAUAUAUGUAAAAAAUACUUUAGGGGUCGUAUUUUUAACACUAUAAUUGAGAGAAAUUUUUGAACAAGAAAUUGUGAUUUUACUAGUUAUAGAACAUAAAAUGUUAGCAUAUAAAGUUGAAAUAUUGGUAUUAAUAUUUUUAUAAUUUUACCCAUUUUAACCAAAAUUUAGUCUUUUACCAAUACUUUUUAUUUUUCUCAAUCACAAUGCGCGAAAACGACGGGUACCCGUAAGACACUAGUUUACUAUAUGAGUGUAUGUGCAGUGUCAUAAAGAAAACAAUGUAAGUUAAUAAUUAUCAACUUUUUUAUAUCAAAUAGUAACAAACCUGACGGUUUCUUAUAUGAAGCGCUCAUUUAUUUAUAUAAUAUAUUUAUUUUAAUAAAAAUGAUAUUCUUACACUAUUUUCUUACACCUAUUUUACUAUUCACCUAUAUCUAUUAAAAAUAUGGGCA
Molecule: messenger RNA, 4717 nt
Organism: Vicia villosa (hairy vetch)
Lineage: Eukaryota; Viridiplantae; Streptophyta; Magnoliopsida; Fabales; Fabaceae
Product: SH2 domain-containing protein A-like
Exons: 7
Coding region: 3677-4174 (165 amino acids)
Biological process (GO): signal transduction; regulation of transcription by RNA polymerase II
Molecular function (GO): DNA-binding transcription factor activity, RNA polymerase II-specific; protein binding; RNA polymerase II cis-regulatory region sequence-specific DNA binding
Source: RefSeq, a predicted model, not a curated record